Messenger RNA from Solanum tuberosum (potato), 865 nucleotides. Its product is annotated as ubiquitin-conjugating enzyme E2 28-like. The record is from RefSeq and is a predicted model, not a curated record. Bases 123 to 569 code for a protein of 148 amino acids. The transcript has 5 exons. NCBI's taxonomy places the organism in Eukaryota, Viridiplantae, Streptophyta, Magnoliopsida, Solanales, Solanaceae.
CUCAUAUUUCUUCUCUGCUAUAUAUAUAUAUAAAAAUGGAGUCCUAAUUGUUUCUUCACCAGUUCCAGAAUUCUGAAUUGCAGUACCACAGGAGGAUCUCUAAGUUAGGGAUUUGGUCUGCUAUGGCAUCCAAGCGGAUUCUCAAGGAGCUGAAGGAUCUCCAGAAAGAUCCUCCCACCUCUUGCAGCGCUGGCCCAGUGGCUGAAGAUAUGUUUCAUUGGCAAGCAACAAUCAUGGGUCCAGCUGACAGUCCCUAUUCUGGUGGAGUGUUUCUUGUUACCAUUCAUUUUCCACCGGACUAUCCAUUCAAGCCACCAAAGGUAGCUUUCAGGACAAAGGUUUUCCACCCGAACAUCAAUAGCAAUGGCAGCAUAUGCCUAGACAUUUUGAAGGAACAGUGGAGCCCUGCACUUACCAUCUCCAAGGUACUGCUCUCUAUCUGUUCUCUGCUGACAGACCCUAAUCCUGAUGACCCUUUGGUGCCGGAGAUUGCUCAUAUGUACAAAACUGAUAGGAGCAAGUAUGAGACAACUGCCCGGAGCUGGACUCAAAAAUUUGCCAUGGGAUAGUUGCUGUGACCAUAUCUGGAGGGAGGGCUCCAUCCCUGCUGUGGUAUUUUGUAUUAUCUAUGGAAUAGUUGCUGUGACCAUCGGGCUCCGUCCCUGCUGUGGUAUUUAGUAUUAUAUAUUAUGUAUUAAGAAAUUGUGUUCUUAUGCAUAAUCAAACUUAAAAGCUUGUAUUAAGAAAUUGUGUUCCUAUGCAUAAUCAAACUUAAAGGCGGGAAAGUCGAACAGGGUCCUUCCUGAAACAAUUUGAUUUUCUCUUUGCUUGCAAGAAUGUUAUUAGUUAUGGUGUUAAAACUCUA